Messenger RNA from Cryptococcus deneoformans JEC21, 1750 nucleotides. Its product is annotated as CDP-diacylglycerol-glycerol-3-phosphate 3-phosphatidyltransferase, putative. Gene Ontology annotation, biological process: cardiolipin biosynthetic process. NCBI's taxonomy places the organism in Eukaryota, Fungi, Basidiomycota, Tremellomycetes, Tremellales, Cryptococcaceae. The coding region runs from base 59 to 1717 and encodes 552 amino acids. Gene Ontology annotation, molecular function: CDP-diacylglycerol-glycerol-3-phosphate 3-phosphatidyltransferase activity. The transcript is spliced from 5 exons. Gene Ontology annotation, cellular component: mitochondrion. The record is from RefSeq and is a predicted model, not a curated record.
UCCGCUUUGGUCUCGAAUACUGAUCCUCCCCCCUCCCCCUUCCUGCCACCGCCAUCCUAUGCACAGGCCAGCCCGCGGCGCCCUCCGCAUCUCCACACGCCUGGCCACUCGGCCUCCUCUUCCCGCCCUUAUACACUCCCGCCCGUACUCACUCUCCGCCACAGAGCCCCCGCCAAACCUACAGCCACAUCAGUAUCCAGCCUUCGAACGCCUGUCAACCGCACUCUCUCUGAAGCAGCCAUGUUUCGGUGCCAGAGGAGACGAAGUAGAGCUUCUGACCGGGCCAGAAGUCUUCUACAGCCGGCUCUUGGACAUGAUCAAAGGGGCGAAGAGGAGAAUAUUGAUCAGCAGUCUGUAUAUCGGAGCCGAGGAGGGGGAGCUCGUUGAGGCCAUACAAGCCGCUCUGACGAACAAUCCACAGCUGCGUGUAGUCUUUAUUCUCGAUUACCAUCGCGCGACUCGUCUAGCUACUUCGACCAACUUACCCCCUUCUACCGCCCAUCUUUUAUUACCUCUUGUGGAACGUUUUUCUGACCGAUGCGAAGUGUGGUUGUUUAGAAGUCCAAAGUUGAAAGGAUUAAUGGAGAAGAUCGUACCUGCCAGAUAUGACGAGGGAUGGGGCACAUGGCAUGGCAAGUGGUAUGGUGCAGACGAUGAAGUGAUUAUAAGUGGAGCCAACCUCGGUCGCUCGUAUUUUACGAAUAGACAAGAUAGAUAUAUCCAUUUCCGAUCCAAUCCCAGCCUGUUAUCUUAUCUCUCAUCAUUAACUCGACUUUUCACACAAUACUCUUAUCUUCUACAUCAUUCACCACCACCUCACAUCCCCCCCUACAAUACCGUCCCGCUCCCUUCACCGGAGAAUCCGGACAAUUCGAAACUCCCUAGCUCUUCAGUUUCAAUCCGCCCGCGUGCCUCUCUCAUAUGGCCCUCUUCUUCCAUCAAUCCCCGCAAGUUCUCCCUUCACGCUCUAGCCACGUUGUCAGCCUUUCAAAACUCUUGGCGUGCCUCCAAUUCUGCCAGGUCGCGUCGAGUAGAUGUUGAUACUUGGUUUUGGCCUGUCCUUCAAGCUGGAGUGUUGGGUAUCAAAGAAGAGGAGAGGGCCAUGGCAGAAGUUUGGAAGGCUGUAAGGGAAAGUCACGAGGGAGAGCAGAACGAAUCCAGAAAGGUAGAAGUAGAUUUGACAAGUGGAUAUUUUGGUCUGUACAAGAAGUACAAGCAAUUGGUGGUGGAAUCACCGGCAUCCGUUAAGAUCAUUGCAGCGUCACCAAAGGCGAACGGAUUUUACGGAUCCAAAGGAUUCUCCAGACUCAUCCCAGAAGGCUACACUUUGCUGGAAACCAGGUUUCAUCGAGAUACUGUCAGGGCUGGUAGAACUUGGAACGUUGAGAAGGGCACCGGCGUGAGAUUAAAAGAGUGGGAGAGAGAAGGAUGGACAUAUCAUUCAAAAGGGCUUUGGGUUUCACCGCCCGACUCAAAACCAUUCCUCACAUUUGUCGGCUCGUCGAAUCUUUCCACACGAUCACUCACACUCGACACUGAGCUGUCCAUGGUGAUGAUGACUUCUUCCCCUACUUUGCGGCGGGCUCUUGAUACCGAGCUGAAGCACUUGGACGAGUAUGCGACGCAGGUAGGGGAAGAGACUUGGAAGCUGGAGGAGCGGCAGGUCAGUUGGUUGGCUUGGCUUUUGGUGGCACUUGGAGUCGAGGGGAUGUUAUAAAGCUUUUUUUACUUUGCUGCGAAUGCACCACCC